GCGGAGUUAUAUUCUGAUUACACCCAUACACGAGGCGGAGCCAUGCCACCGCCCCUCUUGUCAUGUGAUGUCACAGAUGCGCGCAGGAUCCGGCUGUGCUCACGUCAUGUUGUCUUGGGGCGGAAGCAAAAACGAGGAGUGAAUCCGGUAACGGAGCCGGUUAUACCACCCCUUCCGGAAGCAUGUCCGGGAGGGCGGCGCCGGGGAGACACGGCAGCGAGUUUCGCAGGCGCCGGAAAUUAAAUGACAUUCAGAAAGCGCUGAGCACCGACCCGCCGGAUGUGGCCGUGCUCCGACGGAUGGCGAUCAGCGAGGGGGGGUUACUGAGCGACGAAAUCCGCUGCCAGGUCUGGCCCAGGCUCCUCAACGUCGGUAUUGAGAACCUGCCCCCACCCCCAGGGCCGGAGCUUCGCGUGGAUAACAAGGAUUACCAGCAGGUUCUGCUUGAUGUCAGGCGCUCGUUGAGACGUUUCCCCCCCGGGAUGCCUCUCCAGGAGCGUGAGGAUCUCCAGGAGCAGCUGAUCGACAUCAUUCUGCAUGUUCUGGUCCGAAACCCACAGCUGCACUAUUACCAGGGCUACCACGAUAUCGUCGUCACAUUUCUGCUGGUGGUAGGGGGGCCGCUGGCCACUGUGCUGGUAGAGAAGCUGUCCACGCACCACCUCAGGGAUUUCAUGGACCCCACCAUGGAUAACACCAAACACAUUCUGAACUACCUGAUGCCCAUCAUAGAAUUGGUGAACCCUGCGCUCCACAACUUCAUGCAGAGGGCUGAGGUCGGCACGAUAUUCGCACUGAGUUGGCUCAUUACGUGGUUCGGACACGUCCUGUCAGACUUCAGACACGUGGUGAGGUUGUAUGACUUCUUCCUGGCGUGUCACCCCCUGAUGCCCAUCUACUUUGCAGCAGUGAUCGUUCUGCACCGGGAGGAGGAGGUGCUGGAGUGUGAGUGUGACAUGGCGUCUGUACACCACCUGCUGUCACGGAUCCCUCAGGAUCUGCCGUAUGAGUUGCUCAUCAGUCGGGCCGGGGAUCUUUUUGUUCAGUUUCCUCCGUCUGAGCUUUCCCGCGAAGCGGCGCUGCAGCACCAGGCGGAGAGGACUGCAGCUUCCACCUUCAAGGACUUUGAGUUGGCAUCAACCCAGCAGCAUCCUGACACUGUGCUGCGGCGGCGCUUCCGCCAGACUGUCCACGCGGACCACGGAGCCGUCCUCACCAAGCCUCGCACGAACAGACUGGUGAAGCUCGCUGUUAUGGGUCUGACUGUGGCCCUGGGGGCUGCGGCUCUGGCCGUAGUGAAGAGCGCCCUGGAGUGGGCACCUAAGUUUGAGCUGCAAAUUUUCCCAUAAGAGGACCAGCAGUGAAGGCCGGUGUUAGCGGGUGGCAGAGCCGGCUCCUAGGAGCCCCCGUGUAGUUUGUGGGACCUCUGGAUGCUUCGUGGGCAUAACCACACACAC
Molecule: messenger RNA, 1457 nt
Organism: Spea bombifrons (plains spadefoot toad)
Lineage: Eukaryota; Metazoa; Chordata; Amphibia; Anura; Pelobatidae
Gene: TBC1D20
Product: TBC1 domain family member 20
Exons: 8
Coding region: 183-1349 (388 amino acids)
Biological process (GO): positive regulation of GTPase activity; endoplasmic reticulum to Golgi vesicle-mediated transport
Cellular component (GO): endoplasmic reticulum membrane
Molecular function (GO): GTPase activator activity
Source: RefSeq, a predicted model, not a curated record